AUGGCCACGCCAUCGCACGCACGCUUUGAGCACGAUGACUCCCUCAUGCUGAAUGAGUACGGCCUACCGGAACUUCGCUCGUCGCCCAACGCUUCUGGAAUUAGUCCGAACAACAUGAUGGGUUCGUUCGGCGACUUUGACGUAGCGUAUGCGCAGGCCCAGGGCUUUGGGACUGGCUUCGAUGGCAUCAAGAUCGAGUCGGGCUACCAAGAUCACCGCGGUAGCCUAAGUCACAUGAGCGAGGACAAUGCCAGUGCAGGAGGUAGCGCGCAGCAGCACAGGCUGAGUAUUGGAGGCAGCCCGCGGAACAUGUUGGAUGGGAAUCAUACAAGCCCCGAAAGCGCGGCCGCGCUGGGCAUGCUGGCUAUUGGGGAGAACCUGAACGAUGCCUCAGCACUCGGCAUCAGGCUGAGUGGAAAUGACGGCACAGAUCACUCGACCACAUCGCGAAGAAGCAAAGACGACCCGCAGGAUCCACCGCUCUGGAGCGAGAUGAAGACGAAAGCUGGAAAAGAGAGAAAGAGGCUGCCGCUGGCAUGUAUCGCAUGUCGGAGGAAGAAGAUUCGCUGCUCGGGCGAGAAGCCAGCAUGCAAGCACUGUUUGCGGAGCAGAAUACCGUGCGUGUAUAAGGUCACCACGAGGAAGGCUGCGCCGAGGACAGACUACAUGGCCAUGUUGGAUAAGCGGUUGAAGCGCAUGGAAGAUCGUGUCAUAAAGCUAAUACCAAAAGAAAGCCUGCCAUCUGUCGCGAACGUUGGAAGGUCGGUGGUCAAACCACCAAUCCCAGGAGCCCCGCCGAAAACGCCCACGACCAAAAAGCGCGUCGCAGAAGAGGCAUUCGGAAACGAUUUGGACGACUGGUCAAAAGCAAAAGGGUCGGAUCCAGCUGCGACCGGCAUCGCAUCACAUUCGAAGGAAUCGGACGAUACCAAGCUGCUUACAGAAGGCGCGGAGAGUCUGCCCUCGAAAGAAAUCCAAGAGCAUCUGGCUGAAGUGUACUUUGAUUUCGUAUACGGGCAAAGCUACCCCCUUCUGCACAAGCCGAGCUUCAUGCGGAAACUGGCUGCUGGAAAAGUGCCUCCAGUUCUAAUCCUAGCAAUGUGCGCCAUAUCAGCUCGAUUUUCGACACAUCCCCAACUACGAACCGAACCGUGCUUUCUGCGAGGGGACACCUGGGCCGAACGAGCGCGCGAAAUCGCACUGAAACGAUACGAUGCGCCGAACAUCACGAUACUGAUUGUGUAUCUGUUACUUGGUCUUCACGAAUUUGGCACAUGUCAAGGAGGACGAAGCUGGAUGUUUGGCGGCAUGGCGCAGCGCAUGGCAUAUGCGUUGCAAUUACACAAGGAAAACGAGUUCGAUCCGCUUGUCAGUGAACCAGAUCGGAAGCCACUUUCCGCCACAGAUCGCGAGAUCCGACGAAGAACGAUGUGGUCUUGCUUCUUAAUGGAUCGAUUCAACUCGUCUGGCACCGAUCGCCCGCUCUUCGUGCACGAACAGUACAUUGAAGUACAAUUACCGGUCAAAGAGCAUCUCUACCUGCACGAGAUACAUGCGCCGACGGAGAAUUUGGAAGGCAACGUGCCCAACCCUGUUCCGCCUGACAGUGGCCAAUUAGCGAACCCACGCGACAACAUGGGCGUAUCGGCGUACACGAUUCGACUAGUGUGCAUUUGGGGCAAUUUGAUCAAGUACAUGAACUUGGGUGGGAAAGAGCGUGAAUCAGAUACGAUGUGGUCGCCACAGUCGACAUUCAAUAAGAUCAAGAAGGAGGCAAAGGAGUUCAAAGAAUCGCUACCCGAGAUGCUUGUUUACACGCCAGAGAAUCUCAAGAGCCACGCGAUAGGCAAGACCGCAAACUCGUUUUUGUACCUGCAUAUUCUGUGGCAACAGAUUAUGCUCUUCAUGCAUCGCUUCGCUCUUCCGUCGACAGCAGGCAGUCGACCACCCAAGGAUAUGCCACACGAUUUCCUCACCGAAUCGGCUCGCUCAGCCUUGGACGCUGCGAAUCAGAUAUCAAUGCUCAUCAACGAAUCCAUGGACCACAAUGUUGUCGCACCCUUCGCUGGAUAUUCUGCAUUCUUUGCGUCAACCGUUCACGUACAUGGAGUGUUCUCGAAGAACCCAAAGCUCGAAGCUCAAUCGAAGAAGUAUUUGGCAUACAAUGUCAAGUAUCUUACCAAGAUGAAGAAGUACUGGGGCAUGUUCCACUACAUUGCAGAGAACCUGAAGGAUCUCUAUCGACAGCAUGCGGAUGCUCAAUUGAAGGGACCAGCAUCUACAGGAGACAAGAAAAAGGGCAGCAUAUUCCAAUACGGAGACUGGUUUGAUAGAUAUCCACAUGGUGUUUCAAAGACAGAUUAUGAAGACGCCGCUGAAUCGCUCGCGAACGAACCAGGCACCGAUGCCGUUCUCGGAACCAAGAGCGACUUACAAAGCGUCGAAGAAUUCUUCGCCUCUCUUUCCCCACCCUCGCGAUCCGACCAACAACGCAAACAAGCCCGCAAAGCCAAGUCAAAAUCAAUCUCGAAAGCGGACGGCCCACCAAACCUGUCACCCCAGUCCCAACGGCACAACUCAAUAUCCCAGCAACAACAAUCCCGCCUCCACCAACACCACCUCUCCCAGAUGAACCUCGCAUCGCAACAAGACGCCCUUGACUAUGACCCCACUACAUAUUUCACCACACCCUCCCAACACCAACAAACCCCCUCCCAACAAUUCAUCGCCGAAUUCGCCGGCCACCAUCCCCAGCACCACCCACACGCCCACGCCCACGCCCAACUCCCCAUGCUCAACACCUCGCCCAACCUGAUCCACCCCUCCCAGCAACUCGAUAUGUCGCCCUUCCCCGAUCUCUCCGCCGACUUCAACGCCCACCCCGCCGCGUUCUGGAACCUCGACAUGGGCGCGGGAAACCAGUUCUUCGACCCCAUGAGCAGCUACUUUGUUCCAUUUAAUGUCGACCCGCCGGGCAUGGGUGAUGAUGGCGUGUUUUCGGCGCAGGGGAAUGAGGGGUUUGGGUUUGGGCUGGGGAUGGGGACGGGCCCGGUUGAUUUGGAUAUGUUGAAUGGGGUGGGCCAAAGGGGUAGGGGGAUGCCGAGACGGGGGACGAUGGAGUGA
Parastagonospora nodorum SN15 is the source of this 3123-nucleotide messenger RNA. RefSeq lists its product as hypothetical. Lineage: Eukaryota; Fungi; Ascomycota; Dothideomycetes; Pleosporales; Phaeosphaeriaceae. The transcript has a single exon. The record is from RefSeq and is a predicted model, not a curated record. Gene Ontology annotation, biological process: DNA-templated transcription; regulation of DNA-templated transcription. Gene Ontology annotation, cellular component: nucleus. The coding region runs from base 1 to 3123 and encodes 1040 amino acids. Gene Ontology annotation, molecular function: zinc ion binding; DNA binding; DNA-binding transcription factor activity, RNA polymerase II-specific.